GGACCCCUUGUGUUGGGCUCGCAUACGGCCACCGCAUGGCUGUGGUUCACAUUAGCCACACUCUCCACACUGAACGCCCACUCGGGAUUUCACUUCCCAUUCUUCCCAUCACCCGAAGCCCAUGAUUACCAUCACCUCAAAUUUAAUCAAAACUUCGGAGUGUUGGGCGUUUUGGACAGACUUCACGGCACGGACUCGCAGUUUAGGAAAACCAAAGCUUACGAGAGGCAUAUAAUGCUCCUGAGUUUGGUGCCCAUCAAAGAGCUAUACCCGGAUGAGACCAAAAAGUCGACCACUAGUGAGGGCUCGUGCAGUACUUCCAAAGAGGAAUAGUUAGCACACCAUUCAAACGGCAUUUACUUUUCUGUGCUCCGAUUUUUUGUAUUGAAAGCAAACAUACUUUGAAAUUACCA
Messenger RNA from Oppiella nova, 413 nucleotides. NCBI's taxonomy places the organism in Eukaryota, Metazoa, Arthropoda, Arachnida, Sarcoptiformes, Oppiidae. The record is from the annotation of a GenBank genome assembly.